Molecule: messenger RNA, 1834 nt
Organism: Cajanus cajan (pigeon pea)
Lineage: Eukaryota; Viridiplantae; Streptophyta; Magnoliopsida; Fabales; Fabaceae
Source: RefSeq, a predicted model, not a curated record
CCGUCCAAAUCGAAUAAAGAAAGAGGCUAGUUGCAUCAUGCAAUUGACACACUACCAUUGCCUCAAUAUAUAAGGUGCAUGACUGAGUUUAUUAAUAGUCAACAAGAAGGGCUUGUAGAAUUCUAAGGCUAACCUCUCGCAUUUCAUUCAUGGUGGCUAUGAGUGGUUUAGCAAUAUGACGAGAUGGGUUUUCUUCUCCACCAUCAUCUUGCUUGUGUUUGUUGCAUGCACUUUCUUCCUGGAAAUUGAUCUCUCUAGAAUAGCAAGCACCACUUUUCUCAAGACAAUUGUAUUCAACGAGCAAAAACCUCAAUUCUUACUUAACUGCACUGAUGGGAACUCAGCAGCAACAUGUUCAUCAUACUACCCCACAACAUUUGAUCUUGACAAUGAUUCAUCAUCAACCGCAUCAUGUCCAGAGUACUUCAGAUGGAUCCAUGAAGAUCUCAAGCCAUGGCGGAGCACAGGCAUCACAAGGGACAUGGUGGAAAGGGGCAAAGACACUUCACAUUUCAGGCUUGUAAUUGUGAAUGGAAAGGCUUACAUAGAAAAGUAUGCUAAGUCAUAUCAGACAAGGGAUGUGUUCACAAUAUGGGGCAUUUUGCAACUUCUAAGGUUGUACCCUGGGAAGAUACCGGAUUUGGAGCUGUUGUUUCAGUGUGGUGACAGAACUGUUGUGUUCAAGAAAGACUUCCAAGGGCCACAAGCCAUGUCACCUCCCCCUGUGUUCCAUUACUGUGGAGAGGAGAAUUCAUAUGACAUUGUCUUCCCUGAUUGGACCUUCUGGGGUUGGGCUGAGCUCAACAUAAGACCAUGGGAAACAACAUUAAAUAAUAUAAAAGGAGGCAACAAGAUAGUGCAAUGGAAAGAUAGGGUACCCUAUGCUUUUUGGAAGGGCAACCCUGCAGUGUCUAAUAUUAGGAAGCAACUCGGCAAGUGCAACGUCACAGAAGAACAUGAUUGGAAUGCAAGAAUAUAUGACAUUCAAUGGCAGAAGGAGAAACAAAGCAAUUUCGAGAACUCAAAACUUGAAAAUCAAUGCAACUUUAGAUAUAAGAUCUAUGCAGAAGGGGCCACGUGGUCUGUGAGUGAAAAGUACAUAAUAGCAUGUGACUCAAUGACCAUGUUCAUAGAGCCAAAGUAUUAUGACUUCUUUACAAGAAACAUGUUACCUUUGAAACACUAUUGGCCUAUCAGCACCAAAAACAUGUGCGAAGACAUUAAGUAUGCAGUGGAUUGGGGAAAUACUCACCUUGACAAUGCACAAGCAAUUGGAGAUGGAGGAACUAACUACAUCUUGGAGAAUUUAAAGAUGAAGUUUGUGUAUGAUUACAUGUUUCAUCUCUUAAAUAGUUAUGCAAAACUAUUGAAAUUCAAACCAACCAUACCCCCAGGAGCUGUUGAGUUUUGUCCUGAAAGCAUGGCAUGUUCCCUCCGUGGUCUAAGGAAACGAUUUUUGGUCGAGUCAAUGGUGACAUCACCAAGUGAUACACCUCCAUGCACAAUGCCUCCUCCUUAUACACCCCAAACUCUCGAACAGUUUCUGCAGGAAAAGGAAAAUCUGAUGGAACAAGUGAAGACUAGGAAGAUCAAUACAACGCAAUAGAGAUUGGUGUUCAUUGUGUUAGAGUCUGAUUGAAUUCAAGUUUAGAAUUUUUUUUAGAGUUUAUUUACAAAUUUUGUUUCUUCUUAUUUUCAGAAACACUAAAGGAUUCUUCCAAACUUGUAUUGAAACAUGAGCUUAGUCUAUAUACGUAGAUGUAGUUAUGUAUGCCACACUAUAUAUCAAUUAGUUGAGCAUUUUUUUGUUAAUUUAUAUAAAGUUUUUCAGUUA